Messenger RNA from Sparassis crispa, 1863 nucleotides. RefSeq lists its product as hypothetical. Bases 1 to 1863 code for a protein of 620 amino acids. The record is from RefSeq and is a predicted model, not a curated record. Gene Ontology annotation, cellular component: nucleus; cytosol; mitochondrial outer membrane. The transcript is spliced from 13 exons. Lineage: Eukaryota; Fungi; Basidiomycota; Agaricomycetes; Polyporales; Sparassidaceae.
AUGCAACGUCCAUCUUCACGCCCCGGAACCUAUACGCAGGAGAGCGCUCUGGAUGACCUGCCAGCUAUUAAAUAUGCUAUGAGCCUGUUCUUGAACUCAGACAUGGUGGAGGCGGAGCAGUAUUGCGAUGAGUUGGAUCCAAACAAGGAGCGUUUAUACAUCACUGUUGGAUAUAGCCUCAUCCAGUGCUUGAAAGCCUUUAUGUCGUAUGAGGAUAAGGACCUCGACGAAGCUUCUAUCCACGUACAACACGGGAAUCAACUCGCAGCUCGACAUCGUGCGCCACCUGCUACUAUUGUUUCCCAGGUCACCAACUUCGUGAGAGGUGCUCCAAGCCUAGAGGCAAUUAAAGCCAUGACCGCUACCCAAAGGCAUGCAGAGUUACUGUACGCCGAGAUGACUUUCGCGAAGGCUAUGCUAGCCACCGCACGCACAGGCAGCUGGCUCGCGUUUGUACGAGAAGCCGCGAGGUUCAGAGUAAUGAUUAAUCUCUAUCUCCAGCUGGGAAGAUAUGUAGACCUCAUGGACGCAGAGGCGGCAGCACGCGGAGAAGCCGAAGACCGUUCAAUUGACAGGGAUUUUCGUUCCGGUGUCGAACUUGGGGUCGGCGCGUCGAAUCUGAUCCUCAGUCUGAUGCCAAAAACUGUUAUCACCGUCGCUGAGCUGUUUGGAUAUCAAGGUAAUCGUAUGGUAGGCCUCUCACUAUUGAUGAAGUCUGGUGGAUGGACGCCGACUUCAUCAGAACCAGCGGUCAGCAUAGAAGAGGAAGGGUUGCGCCGCCCAUUAUGCGACAUUGGUCUCCUCGCAUUCCACGUCAUUCUUUCAGACUUCGUCUUCCAAGGCGUAGACCUCGCUAUAGCACGAAAUAUCCUGCAAUGGAAUCUGAGGAGGUAUCCCAAGGGCGUGUUCUUCUUAUUUGUGGAGGGACGCCUCAGGUUGCAGUGCGCACAACCAGCCCUCGCGCUUGAGAGCCACCACAAGGCGAUAGCAGUGCAGAGUCAAUACCGCAACUUCCACUACGUAUCCUUGUGGGAGAUCGCGUUUUGCAAUAUGUCUCUGUGGGAGAUGUCCGCCUCUCUGGACGCUUGGCGCAUUUUGCGGGAAGAAGCAACUUGGAGUCGUGCAUGUUACUCUUAUGGAGCUGCAGUAUGUCUCCUGGAACUUGGUGCUCCGGAAAAUGUACGAGAGGCGAAGCAAUUGCUGGAUGGUGUCCCGGGAUUGGUGCAAAAGUUGGCUGGUAAAUCAAUACCUGCCGAGAAAUUUGUUUCCCGGAAGGCCCGCCAGUUCAAGGCCCAAGGCGGGCGGUUGCUGCUCCCGGCACUUGAGUUCUGUUACAUGUUCAUGUCCAUCGAGCAGGCACCAAGAGCAGUAGUUCGGUAUAAGAUGCUCCCUGAAGUUGAGAGCGCCCUGGUCAAUCUUAAGGCUCAUGAGAGUGAUCCAGCUUCAUAUGAAGGAGGUCAGAGGUACUGGGACGAUUUUUGCCUCGCGCACUUCCUGGAGGGUGUAUGUCUGCGCUAUAUGGCAUAUCCAGAUGCGAAUGCAAUACUCGAUCCCAGAGAUGACUUCAAUAUCCCGCGAAAUACAUUAACUAUCCGAGCCAUGGAUGCGUUCAACAAGGUCCUAUCCAACUCUGCUCGCAUUCGGCUUGAUCACUAUCUCAUUUACCAUACACAUUAUGAGCUUGGACGAUUGUUCGCCCGUGUGGGAAAUGAAAAGAAAACUCGCGAACAUCUCGAACUUGUCGUGUCCCAGAAACCGUUGGAGGCUUCCCCGAAAGUUCGGAAAGGCAAGUACAGCAUGCAAACUGUUCUUGUGGUGCGAGCCGCUGCAGAAUUGGAGAAAUUAUAUCCAAAGCAGUCUUAA